AUGCUUAUAGGAUUUAAUAAUGAAGAAUCUGAAAUCAAAUUUUCUAUAUAUUGUACUUAUAUAAUUUAAUAUAGAACAAAUAUACAUAUGUAGACGAUUAUUCAGACUUGGAAAGAGUCUUUAAACUAUUCUAAAUAUUUUAGAGAAAUAAUAAUUACAAAAUCCAAAAAAAAAAUACAAUCAAAUUCCACAUACAGUAAAUGAAAUGUCUACAUAUUCUACUUAUAUAUUUUAUUUCUUUUUUCAUUUACUUGAAAAUAUUAUGGUCAUUCAUUAAAUGGGAUUUUUUGAGAAAAAAUUUAAUCAUAAAUUAUUAAAAAUAGUAUCACAUACAUUUUGGACUUUAGGACUGAUAACUUAACUUGUUUAUUAUUUGAAUAGGUUAAGAACAGCAUUUAGAAGGUAUUUUAAUCUUUAUUAACGAGAGAGUAAGAAUUGAAAUCUUAAAUCUAAAAUGGAAUGACUAAUGGUGAAUUUCUUGCAUAGUUGAAGUAGUUUUCUAAAGAAAGAUAUUAAUAUGUAUUGUUAAUUUUAAGAAUUAUUGGUGAUAUGGCUUGUGCAAUGCAAAAAUCAUAAAUCCCUGAAAAAAUUGUAAUAAAUUUGCUUAUUUUAGUUACAUACAAGAUUCAAUAGAGGUCUAGUUGCUUGUGGAGGUUUAUUAAGUUCAUCAAUCUAAAUUUAUUUAUAAGCAGCAAAAAUAUAUAAAAAAUAAAAUGUUAGUGAAGUAUGA
This is a messenger RNA of Paramecium sonneborni, 730 nucleotides long. Lineage: Eukaryota; Ciliophora; Oligohymenophorea; Peniculida; Parameciidae. The record is from the annotation of a GenBank genome assembly.